AUGCCCGACCCCCUAGUCACCCACAUAUACACGGCCGACCCGUCGGCGCAUGUCUUUGAGGGCAAGAUCUACGUGUACCCUUCUCAUGACCGCGAAACCGACAUCCAAUUCAACGACAACGGCGACCAAUACGACAUGGCCGACUACCACGUGCUGUCGCUCGCCGAGGUCGGUGGGCCCGUGACCGACCACGGCGUGGCCCUCAAAGCCCAAGACAUCCCCUGGGUGUCGAAGCAGCUGUGGGCGCCCGACGCGGCGACCAAGAACGACAAAUACUACCUGUACUUCCCCGCGCGCGACCAAGAGGGCAUCUUCCGCAUCGGCGUGGCGGUUGGUGACAGGCCCGAGGGGCCGUUCACGCCGGACCCGGCCCCGAUCAAGGGCAGUUACAGCAUCGAUCCGGCCAGCUUUGUCGACGACGACGGGCAAGCGUACCUGUAUUUUGGUGGUCUGUGGGGCGGGCAACUGCAGUGCUGGACGGACGGACACUUCGACGCCUCGAUGAGCGGGCCCCAGGAACCCACGGGGGAGGGCGUCCCGGCCUUGUUGCCCCGCGUGGCCGUCCUGGCCGAAGAUAUGCGGUCGUUCGCGUCCGAGGUCAAGGAGCUGCAGAUCGUGGACGAGCAGGGCGAGUUGAUCAAGGCGGACGAUCAUGACCGGCGCUUCUUCGAGGCCGCGUGGAUGCACAAGUACAAUGGACGGUAUUACUUCAGUUACUCGACGGGCGAUACGCAUUACCUGGUGUAUGCCGUCGGGGACAGUCCGCUGGGCCCGUUCACGUACGGUGGACGGAUUCUGGAGCCCGUGCUCGGGUGGACGACGCAUCACAGCAUCGUCGAGUUCAAGGGCAGGUGGUACUUGUUCUAUCAUGACUGCGAGCUGAGCAAGGGCGUCGAUCACCUGCGGAGCGUCAAGAUGAGGGAGAUUGUGUAUGAUCGUGACGGCAAGAUUUCUUUGGCCGAGAAGCAGUAA
This is a messenger RNA of Cladophialophora carrionii CBS 160.54, 972 nucleotides long. RefSeq lists its product as uncharacterized. The transcript is spliced from 2 exons. The coding region runs from base 1 to 972 and encodes 323 amino acids. Gene Ontology annotation, molecular function: hydrolase activity, hydrolyzing O-glycosyl compounds. Lineage: Eukaryota; Fungi; Ascomycota; Eurotiomycetes; Chaetothyriales; Herpotrichiellaceae. Gene Ontology annotation, biological process: carbohydrate metabolic process. The record is from RefSeq and is a predicted model, not a curated record.